CUGUCCUCAGCCUGGAUUCUAUCGACGAAGGCUCUAUGACGUACGUCGCUGACAUCUUUAUGUCGCAGUCCUGGUACGACCACAGGCUCAGGCUGCCGCGCAACGUCACCACCAAGUAUCGGCUCCUGCCCGUGAACUGGCUGCACCAGAUGUGGAGGCCCGACUCCUUUUUCAAGAAUGCAAAGCGCGUCACCUUCCAAGAGAUGACAAUUCCGAAUCACUACAUAUGGCUCUACUCAGACGGCAGUAUACUCUAUAUGGUCAAGCUCACCCUCCUCCUAUCCUGCGCCAUGAAGUUCGAAACAUACCCGCACGACACGCAAGUCUGCACUUUGAAGAUCGAGAGCUUGUCGUACACGACGGAUGACCUGGUGUUCAGCUGGGACGACAACGUGCCCCUGGUUGUGGACGACGCCAUCGAGUUGCCUCAGCACAACCUGGUCGAGACGGCGCUCAGCGACUGCACCACUGUUUACUCGACAGGUAACUUCACCUGCAUCCAAGUGACCUUCACGCUCAAGCGACGCCUCGGCUACUACAUGUUCCACACGUACAUUCCGACCUGCCUGAUCGUCAUCAUGUCCUGGAUAUCCUUCUGGAUCAAACCUGAGGCUGUGCCAGCCAGGGUGACGCUGUGCGUCACCAGCCUGCUCACCCUCUCCACACAGCACGCACAGUCACAGAAGUCCUUGCCCCCCGUGUCCUACAUAAAGGCCAUCGACAUAUUCAUGUCCUCCUGCACCGUGUUCGUGUUCGCCUCGCUCAUGGAGUACGCGCUCGUCAACAUCCUCAUGGGUGAAACGGAUGAGAGCCUCGUGUAUCGCAAGGCCAGGCCCGUCAACAUCUCCGCUAAAAUCACGGAGUCAAGGCGGCUCUCAAAUGGUGCGCCCACUCAGAAGAUCGAGACGGCACCCUCUUCAACCGGGCUACCUCGCCGGCGUGAUCGCGCCUUGCUCGUGGACAAGAUCUCUAGGGUAUUCUUCCCACUGUCCUUCGUCAUCCUCAACACAGUCUACUGGUCCGUUUACCUCGACUACCCCUGAGGUGCUGUCUCGCACGGAAGAACUGCCCACUCUACAGGGGUCCCCUCGAUCAGCAUUGAACCUCGCGUGCGAUGCAGUGAAGGACAUCAAGGACAUCAAGUACAUCCACUUCCAUUUGCCUUCAGGACAUAAUGCCGAGAGCAGGCUUCACUUCGUGUGGUAACAGAGGAGCGGCAAUCUCGCUUCUGUGUCGUCACAUAUCUAGCGAAUUCCCGAGACUGUGACACAUAUGCUCUAUGAUAUCAGCCGGCAUUCAUGCGAUAGCUUUUUCAAUCGGUGACCUCUUUAAAGGGCAAGCAAUAUAGAGCGUGAAUAGACAGUCUUAAGACCUCUUGUCCGGUAGUCCUUUAAACUGACCAUAGCACAUGAACCUCCAGUCCAACUGGCCCCGCCUAUUGCAACGUGGUUUCUUCGUGCUGGCAUAGGUGGACUAGCUUGUUGGCCGACUCAGGUGAAUCUAUUGAAGAGCAACUUCAAGGACGGUUGUGACAAGACAUGGCUUCAUGAUUUCAUCUGUGAUCUACGGAGAACAUUGAUACACGUUCUUCGAAUCAAAGGCCAGAGAUGCAGCUUGCGUAUUGUGCGCGGGCACGACAGUGCACUUUUGGUGGCCCAAAGAACGUCAAUUCUUACCUCAGUGGGACGGACGGACAAGUUUUUGUGAGUGGCUCAAGUAGUUCAGCUCUAGCCGUCAAAGGGCUAUUCCUUCGCGACAUAAAGGCACACCGUGGCACAUUAAGUGUGUGCUUCAUGUAGACUUACGUACUUGAAGUUCUCCAUGAUCUGCUUGAAGAACUGGAACGUGAGCUGAGAACCAUCAAUCAGAGGUCGUCUACAAAACGACAACGUGUGUUAAAUUUGACGUGGAGUGUCAUCAGAAUCUGUAUUACAUAGCAGUUCACGUGUGAAACUUGAAUAACAAUAGCGUCCGUCAGUGUCUGUAUCUCAAGACUAAGCAUGAACGUUAAAGGCGUUGCAGAUUGAA
Messenger RNA from Rhipicephalus microplus (southern cattle tick), 2028 nucleotides. RefSeq names its product glycine receptor subunit alpha-3. Gene Ontology annotation, cellular component: membrane. Lineage: Eukaryota; Metazoa; Arthropoda; Arachnida; Ixodida; Ixodidae. The record is from RefSeq and is a predicted model, not a curated record. Gene Ontology annotation, biological process: monoatomic ion transmembrane transport. Gene Ontology annotation, molecular function: extracellular ligand-gated monoatomic ion channel activity; transmembrane signaling receptor activity.